AUGUUUGAGUUUUCUGUGGCUGUAACAAAUCGAUAUGCAAAACAAAAAAUUGCUUCUCAACAGCUCAGUCACAAUACCGGGCUAAUGGAAUGGAAAGAAACAAAUACAGCAGAGAUAAAAUGUUUCUGUGGCAUUAUAAUAUGGGUGGGCUUGAUAAAAUUUCCAAAUUUAGCUUUAUAUUGGAGCAAGUCGAUGCUUUACUCUAACAAGGUUAGCUCCAUUAUGUCACAUAAUUGGUUUGAAAUACUCCUCAAAUUAUUUCAUACUUCUAAGAAUGAAACUACACUUGAAGGGGAUAAACUCCACAAAGUCCAACCUCUCUUAGACCUGAUAGUACCAAAAUUCAAGGACACAAUUUGUCCUUCAUUCAGAAGACGUCCAUCAUUUUGGAAAUAUGUACCCAACAUAAGGCAUAGGUAUGGGGUAAAAGUCUCCCAACUUUGCCUUCCACAUGGCUGUACAUGGAACCUCAAAGUCCGUGCUGGGAAAGAACAAACUACAGGUGUUUGUGUUCCACAAAAAGUAGUUAUGGAGUCACUGGACCCUUUUUUGCACAAUGGGAGGAUACUGUAUUGUGACAAUUGGAAGAACAGAAAAGAUAACCCACAAACUGUAAUAUCUGCAAAACUGAAAAAAGGGCAAACAGCACGUUCACAGAGCAAAACAAAACCCUCCAUAAUCAAAUGGAAGGAUAAAUCGGGUGCUUUGAUUAUUUCUACCAAACAUAACGAUAAUAUGGUGCCUGUAAAAUGUAAAAAUGAUGUGGAAGUUUUGGAACCCAAAGCAGUCGUGGACUACAAUGCCACCAAGUUAUUUAUUGAUGUAUCCAAUCAGGUGAGCUCAGCAUACAGUUAA
Schistocerca serialis cubense is the source of this 855-nucleotide messenger RNA. Its product is annotated as piggyBac transposable element-derived protein 4-like. The transcript has 2 exons. Bases 1 to 855 code for a protein of 284 amino acids. The record is from RefSeq and is a predicted model, not a curated record. NCBI's taxonomy places the organism in Eukaryota, Metazoa, Arthropoda, Insecta, Orthoptera, Acrididae.